AUGUCACUGACUCUAAAAGGUUCAGAAGUAUAUUCUGCAUCGUCCUUAUGGACAUCCACAAGUUCAGAGGUACAUCAGUCAUCGUCACUGGCAGUAGAAAGUUCAGAACCACACCUAUCAUCUUCACUGCGAAUGACAAGUUCAGAAACACACCAACUAUCUUCAUUGAAAGUAGAAAGUUCAGAACAACACCAAUCAGCUACACUGCGGAUGUCAAGUUUAGAAAUACACCCCUUAAUUUCACCACCACUGUCAAGUUUAGAAGUUUAUACAUCAUCUCCACUUACAGUGACAAGUCCAGAAUUACAGCAAACAUCUACACUGUCAAUUUCUAGUUCAGAAGUACAUAUCUUAUCUUCAUUGAAAGUAAUAAGCUCAAAAGAAGAUACCUCAAUGUCACCGACUUUAAAAGGUUCAGAAGUAUAUUCUUCAUCGUCCUUAUGGACAUCCACAAGAUCAGAGGUACAUCUGUCAUCGUCACUGGCAGUAGAAAGUUCAGAAACCACACCUAUCAUUCUUCAAACCUGCGAAUGCAAGAUUCAGAAACCACACCAACUAUUCUUUCAGUUGAAAAGUAGAAAAGUUCAAGACCUCACACCGAAUCAUGCUACACUGGCGGAUGUUCAAUUUCAAGAAGAGCUAUCUUCAUUGAGAGUAACAAGCUCAGGAGAAGAUACCUCAUCGUCAUUGACUGUAAAAGGUUCAGAAAUAUAUACUUUAUCAACAAGUUCAGAAGUACAUCUGUUAUCGGCACUGACAGAAGAAAGUUCAGAACUACAUCCAUCUUAUACACUACGAAUGACAAGUUCAGAAAUACAUCCCUUAAUUUCACCACCACUUUCAAGUUUAGAAGUAUAUACAUCAUCAUCACUGUCAGUAACAAGUUCAAAAAUAUAUUCAACACCCACACUGUCAAUAACUAGUUCAGAAGUACAUCAACUAUCUUCACUGACAAUAGAAAGUUCAGAACCACACCCAUCAUCUACACUGCGGAUGUCAGGUGUAGAAAUCCAUCCCUUAAUUUCACUGCCAUCUUCAAGCUUAGAAUUAUAUACACCAUCAUCACUGACAGUAACAAGUUCAGAACUACAUCCAACAUCUUCACUAUCAAUAACUAGUUCAGAAGUACGUCAAUCACCUCCACUAAAACUCAUAAGUUCGGAGAUACAUUUAAAAUCUUCAUUGCCAUCGACAAAUCCGGAAAUACAUUUAUCAUCUUUAUUUUCACUGCAAAGUAGGGAACCAGUUCAACACAUGCCUUUGCCUCUUACAAAGUUGGAAAUACUUCAACCAUCCACAUCAGAACUACUAUCUUUAACAUCAACUGUAUUGAAUGUAACAGAGAUGGGGGAAAGAUUAAUGCCAACCUCUAUAUCAUGGUCACCAACGUCACCUUCAUCAUCGUCGCCAACAUCCUCAUCAUCUUAUGCAUCAUUAGCGCGUCCUUCGUCAUCAUCAUCAUCAUCGCCAUCUUCGCCACAGUCGUCCUCGCACACACAAUCUUCAUCACCGUCAUCAAUCGAGUAUUUCACACCGUCAUCUCCAUCGGCAACAAACUCUUCACAUUCAUCGGAAACCAAAUAUUACACUUUAGACCCAAUAACAGAAAUGUUUAACACAGAUGAGUGGCCAGAUUGGUUUAAGUCAUUUGUAGAAAGUUCUACAUCAUUCAUGACAUCUGUAUUUUCAGAAACAUCUCCGGAAAUAACGACAGACAGAACACAAUAUGACACUUCUUCUGCACAGAAAACCACAAAAGAUGUAAACAUAUCAUCCUCGCUUGAAUUUUUCCAAAAUGAAACGUUUUCAACACUGUCAACGAGCGCUUCCAAAACGGACAUUACAGAAGAAUCUCUGCAUAAUAUUACUACAGCAUCAGUAAGUACAACAUUUACUCCUUCUGCAUUAUCAGAAACUGCGCUGACAUCAACUAAACUUUCUACAACAAUAGUAAGUAAAUUAUUCUCUUCAGUAAAUACGACAUCAACAUCUGAGUCAGAAAUUACAGAGCAUGCCGUUAAUAAAAGUCUUGCUAUAGAUGAAAGUACUGCCUCGACAGAUAAUAUCAAUGCUGAUGUAUCAAAGAAUUAUUCAACCCACGAAAUUCAUUCAACAACAGGCACACCGUUAUCGAUAACUCCUGAAACAACUUCCCCAAUUGUUAAAGAUACUCGGCACACAACGGAAACAACUCAUAUAUCAAAGGAAACGCUAUCAGUUUCCCCUGAAACAAUUGAAGAAACUACAAAAGUAAAUGCACUUAAGACUUCAAUAGGAAGUGCACUUUCGUCAUUGCAAACAAAAUAUUCAUCAGCAACACCUGAAAGUAAUAGGACGUCAGUUGGUGUGGAUUCUUCGAUACCUUUCCAUUCUUCUUCAGUUACGUCUUUAAACACAACUUUGUCGGAGAGUGUGACACCUUACUCUAGGUACACUUCACCAGCAACAAUUGGAAACAGUACAACACUAACGAAUGGUACAUCUUUUAUGAAUCUUACCACUCAAUCAACGACAGUUUCUAGUUCUUUUACACCAGGAGUUGUUAAUUCCUCUUCAUCCCGUAUUUCUUCGUCAAUGAUAGCUGAACGCAUUAGCACAUUGGGAGGUGUAGUGGUUUCUUAUAAUAAUCACACUUUAUCAACUCCUAGACAUAUGUAUUUUUCGGUAGAUAACACAACUAUACCGCCGACAACAAAAAAGCCGUUUAUAAAAUUUGGAACAAUUUUGACACAAGUAUCUGAAAGUGACAGAAAUAAAUCAGAAAAUCUCAUUCGAGAACAAACUACCACAGCUGCAUCUGUUUCUUCCCUAGCAUCUCAAACAACUCGUAAAUUGUCCGUUAUCAGACAUAAAACUGAUUUAACUUCCAAUAAUACUUAUCCUAAUCCUAGAAAAGAAACUUUCGAAUAUAUAAGAAAUACUAAAGUCACUAAAGGUAAAGCGAAACUGUCAUUCAAAAAAAUCAAAGUCACAGUAAUAAGAACGUAUGAAGAAGGAAAACGAAUUGUUUACCAGACGUACCAGAAGGUGAAAGACAUAGCAACGACUGUUGUCGUGACAACAUAUGAAAACUCAAGAAAACUUUUGGAACAAGCGUUGCAAAGAGUUGAAGCAUUAUGGCAAUAUUGUAAAACCGGAAUAGACCACUAUAUUGUGAAACCACUUCUAAAUGCUCGAGUCUUAGUGAAAAAUAAAUUUGAACAGACGUAUUCGCGAUUGAAUGAAAUAUUCAAUAGGGGUAAAACGAUAUUAAAACAAACUACAAAUGACGUGCGUGCAGAGGCAUCUAAAUAUUUUGACAGUUUAGCUAAAUACUACACAGAUGUGUAUAGACAAUAUUCUACAGAAGUGAGAGACAUUUUUGAGUCAUUGAAAGUUCCGGACAGCUAACACUGUUUACAAGUAAAAUGCAUUACAUAGCUUUAAAGAAUGAAUAGUUCUUUUAAUUGGCCAUUGGUAAAUUACCUACAAAAUAAUACGCCAUCUGGAUUUUUCAGUAAUAACCCGUCUAGAAAAAAAUCAAUUUAGGAAAUAUGGUCAUAUCCAGUAAUAUUUACAGAUAUAAUAACAAAGAAUUCAAUGCUAAGAUAUACCAUGUAAUAAAAAGAGAGGUAAUUAUAUUCGGUCUAUCAGGUAGAAAACAGGCCUAUACAUAUUUCGGAUAGAUGCUCAGCUGUAUUUUCCUGUAU
Messenger RNA from Ruditapes philippinarum (Manila clam), 3689 nucleotides. RefSeq lists its product as uncharacterized. Bases 1 to 3390 code for a protein of 1129 amino acids. The transcript is spliced from 2 exons. Lineage: Eukaryota; Metazoa; Mollusca; Bivalvia; Venerida; Veneridae. The record is from RefSeq and is a predicted model, not a curated record.